UGCUAGGGAAGCUUGCAGGGUCCGUGAGAGAGGGAGGACAGGAAUGCCCACCGGCGUGUCAGUCGUGGGGUGAGGAUCGCAGUGCACAGGCGCAACACAGUUGGCUUCCCCUUCCCCCUCUUCACUAUAGAUUCCGGGGCCUCAGCUUUAGUGCAAGGAGAAGGUGGUGUAGGAUUUCCCCCCAAGGAAAGGAGUACAACCCAGGAGAGUAUCCCUGCUCUGCAACCUUUCAUCCAGCUCCAGGGCAGUAGUGAAGCCAGUCCUUCUCGCAGCUGGGCAGAAAGGACAUGAAUGAAGUCAGAGUAAUGAGAAAACACAAAGGAUGGGCAAGCAUUGGAGACGUGGUCUUGACACGUCAGGAGGAGGAUAUAGCUCUUCCCAAAGUCAGCAAGAUAGAGGAGAAGGAAGGAGGGACUUCUGGAGGCCUGGCUGCCAGGUUUCAGGAAUUUUUGACAUUCAAGGAUGUGGCUGUGGAGUUCACCUGGGAAGAGUGGAGACACCUGGAUUCUGCCCAGAGGGCCCUGCACAGGAAUGUGAUGUUGGAGAACUAUGAGAACCUGGUCUCUAUAGGGAUUCCCGUUUCCAAACUAGAUUUGCUCUUCCUGUUGAAGAGAGAAGAUGUACAGAAUGAAGAGGGAGAAGCUGGGACAGGAGCUUGUAUAGAAGGAAAGAUCAGACUUGAAAUGAAAGAGAUGACUGCAGAGCUAAGCCUGUCUGGGGAAGAAACUCAGAAGCAAAGAUGCAUCGGUGAUGGUGCCUGUGAUUCCACUUGGAGAGAAAACUUGGAUGUACAUCAGAGAAUCCACACUGGAGAGAAACUUUUAAAAUGUAAUCAGUGUGGAAAGGCUUUUACCCAGAAGGCUGGUCUUAUCAUACAUCAGAGAAUCCACACUGGAGAGAAACCUUUUAAAUGUAAUCAGUGUGGAAAGGCUUUUACCCAGAAGGCUGGUCUUAUCAUACAUCAGAGAAUCCACACUGGAGAGAAACCUUUUAAAUGUAAUCAGUGUGGAAAGGCUUUUACCCAGAAGGCUGGUCUUAUCAUACAUCAGAGAAUCCACACUGGAGAGAAACCUUAUGAAUGUAAUCAAUGUGGUAAAACAUUUGCAAAGAGAGCUUAUCUUACUGUACAUCAGAGAAUCCACACUGGAGAGAAACCUUAUAAAUGUAAUCAAUGUGGAAAAGCUUUUAUACAAAGGGCGAGUCUUACUGUACAUCAGAGAAUCCACACUGGAGAGAAACCUUAUGAAUGUAAUCAAUGCGGUAAAACAUUUGCAAAGAGAGCGCAUCUUACUGUACAUCAGAGAAUCCACAUUGGAGAGAAACCUUUUGAAUGUAAUCAGUGUGGAAAAGCUUUCAGACUCAAGUACAGUUUUAAUCUACAUCAAAGAAUCCACAAUGGAGAGGCUCCUUUUGAAUGUCAUCAAUGUGGAAAGGCUUUUACACAGAAGUCUCAUUUUACGGCACAUCAGAGAAUCCACACUGGAGAGAAACCUUUUGAAUGUAAUCAGUGUGGAAAGACUUUUACACACAAAUCUGGUCUUACUGUACAUCAGAGAAUCCACACUGGAGAGAAACCUUUUGAAUGUAAUCUCUGUGGAAAGGCUUUUACACAGAAGUGUGGUCUGACUGUACAUCAGAGAAUCCACACUGGAGAGAAAUCUUAUGACUGUUACCGGCUUAGUAAAAUCCUCAGUCAAAAGUCAACCAUUAUUUCCCCUCAGGCACUGCCAAGACAGUAAACAGCAGUCCUUGGGGGCAGCUGUGUGCACCCCAGCCAUACCUUUGGGAACUUUUGCUCUACUGAUGACCCUGGGGUCGCCUGCUAACUAAAGGAAGAUUGCAGGACCCUCCACUGGCCCUGGACGUGGGGCCUCAGCACAUUGAUCAGACAUGGUCCCAGGCUGUGCCUAAUGAUGGAGGAGCACACAAGUAAGAGCAAUGGUUUUGUCUCACUUGGAAGUAAUCCAAGUCUAAGGUUCACAUAAUCAAGCUGAAUCCCUUUCUUUUUCCCGAUGGAAUCAUGAGUAUGAUUAGUACUUCAAUUUAGGAAGAUGAGAAAUAGAGACUGCUUGGUGUCUCAUGGCAGGAGACUUCAGGGGCCUAGAAAGGAGCCUCCAUGAUCUUCAGUGUUAGGUCUAGUCCUUUAAAUCAAGAAAAAGAGAGUCACAUACUGAAGCCAGAGCGUGCAUUGACUACUAGGAAAGACAUCAGAAUGCAGAAUAGAGAUUGAGAUUGAGGCCUAGUAUCAGCCCUGGCCUAGUCUAUUAGUCAGUAAACAUUAAUGAAGCACCUACUAUGUUCUAGCCUCUGAGGACACAAAGGGAAACAAAACACAGUCCCUGUUGUCAGAGCUCAGAAUCUAGUAUACAAACAUAGUGAUAGUCAAGAAGCAGUAAAAGAUCAUAAACCUGACUGUUAAAUGAUCCAGGGAAAAGAGGGUGUUUUAUGAAUGGAAAUCCAUUUAAUUAAACAGGGAAAUAAGUGAAUAGAAGUAUGAGAACAAUUCAGUUUAAGAAGGGCAGAAUUGGGGAACAAAGAGUAAAAAUCAAAAUCAUAAGGAAAAAAAGUAAUAUCUAGCAGUUAAAUAGCACCUACUGUAUGCAGUGCAUUUUAUCAAUAUUACCUCAUUUGGUUCUCAUAAGAAUCAUAAGGGUUAAAAUUCUUAUUACUUUAUCCAUUGUGCCACUUAGCUACUUAAUUGGAAUUGGUUGAUGAGAGCAGUUUGUUUCAGUACCAUGAAUGUAGCUGAAGCAAACACUAUGGAAGCAUUUAGAGUUUGAUCAGACAUCAACGACUCCAAGAUAAUUCACCGUAUCUGGGGGCAUUGCAAGUCAUCUUGUCUUUUGCAACAUGAGCAAUAUGGAAAUCAGUUUUAUAUGACUGCACAUGUAUAAUCUAUAUCAGAUUGCUUGCCAUCUCAAGGAGCAGGAUAUGAAAGUAGGGAGGGAGAGAAUUUGAAACUCAAAAUUAAAAAAAAAAUGCUGGGUCACCAGAGCCAAGACAGCAGACAGAAAUCAGGGAUUUACCUAAAGUUUCCCAAAUUCUCCUCGAUAUGAUUAAAUGUCUCAAAACAUUCUGGAACAGAAGAACUCCAAAAAGGAUGAGGUUCAAGAAUUUUUUUGCCUAGAGACUUUAGAAGGCCAGCAAGAAAGAUCAAUCCCACCAUGGUUAAAGUGGAGCAAAGUCUAGCGCAGGCUAUACCUUAACAGAAUAAUAGCAAGGCCAUGCCUUACUCUGUCAGCAGCAAAGCCAUGUGCCCUGACCCAUCAGCAGCAGGCCCUUAAGGGAACUGAACUGGCAGAAACAACUUCUGGAGCUCUUAGUCCACAGACAGUAAGGGCAGGGGGUGGUCAGACAAUUUAACAGGAGAUCAGAGGUCCUUUUUCUAGCAUUGUGUGCAGGAGUCUGUUUCAUAGCUCAUAUGUGGGUUCUAGUUCCAGGCCUGGUGGCCGUCCCAAUGUAAGAACCUCCAUUAGCGACAAGCACUAGAAGUAAUAGAAUUUGCACCCAUGAGGGAUUUGGGAUGUUGAUCACAGUUCCAAAAUGUGAAAUAAAAGGCUGGUUAUUCACAGUCCAGAGUAUAAGCCAAGAGAGUAGUGAACAUACCUCUUUGUAUAUCACAUCACCUUGGAAGAAGUGAAAAUGUAUAGAACCACUCAACCCCAUUCCAACACCACCUCUUAAAGCACUUAUAUUAAAAAAAAAAAUACCAAGCUUCUAACAAUGCCUCCUCUACCCAGGAGCAGACUUAAAAUUUAGCAUAAAAGUCAAGAAAUAGGCUACGGAAAUGAACAAACAACUUUGAAAAAGCACUUCACCAUAAAAAGUUACUGGGGUGACAAAAAGAUCAAAACAAACUGAAAAUGACAAAGUCUCAAUGAAAAAUGUGAAUUGAUUUCGGGAACAAAAAAUCCUAGAAGAGCUGAAAAAAAAGAUUUUAAAACUCAAAUAAGAGAAAUAGAGGGAAAUUGAGAAAAUAAUUGAGUGAUAAAUAAAAUAAAAUUUUUUAAAUGGUCUGUAGUUUGGCAAAGGAGGCACUAAAAUACUGAAUAAAAAGAUAUUAAAAAACAAUAAAUGAAGCGUUGAAAAGGGUACCAAAAUCCAUUGAAAAAAGGAACUUCUUUAAAAUCAAAAUUGGCCAAAUGAUAUAAGAGAUACAAAUAUAUAUUGAAGAGAACUUCUUAAAAAGUAGAACUAGCCAAAUGGAAGAGACUCUAAAUGAACACCGUAAUGAGAAUAUCAACAAUAUAGAAAUGAGUUCGAAGCAAGGACACAUGUCAUACCCAGUGGAAUCGUUCGUUGGCUAAGGGAGGAGUGGGAAGAGGGGGGGGGGGUGGAAAAGAAAAUGAUCUUUGUUUCCAAGGAAUAAUGUUUGAAAAUGAACAAAUAAAAUAAAAAAAUAGAGCUAGUCAAAUGGAAAGUAGAGCUACAAAAGUUAAAUGAAGAAAAUAAUUCCUUAGAAAUUAGAAUUGGGCAAGUGGAAACUAAUGCCUCCAUGAGAUGUUAAGAAAUAUUUUAAAUCAAAAGAAUAAAUAAAUAGAAAAAAAGUGAAAUAUCUCAUUGGAAAAAUAUCUGACCUGGAAUCAAUGCAGGAGAGAUAAUUGAAUGACUGUACAAGCUAAAAGCUAGGAUUAAAAAAAAAAAGCUAAAUUCCAGGGCUCCCAGAUUAAGCAGGAAAUAUAGCAAACAAUCCCCUGAAUUGAAACAAAAUUCAAAUAUUGUGUAGUCAUUAUACCACAAGAUUUAGCAGCUUUGAUAUUAAAUGAUUGGUGAAUUUGGAAUAUGAUAUUCCAGAGUGUAAAAGAACUAGGAUUAUAACCAAGCAUCAUCCACCCAGUAAAACUGAGUACAAAUAUUCAUGAGGAAAAAAAUGAAUGUUCAGUGAAAUAGAGGUCUCCUCAAGCACUCUUUGUGAAAGGGACAAAGCUGAAAAGAAAAUCUGAUUUUCAAAUAUAAAUCUCAAGAGAUGCAUAAAGGAAAAGAAAUCCUAGAUCAGUCAGUAAAUUUAAGCUGCUUAUGUUCCUACAUGAAAAGAUGAUAUUUAUAAUUCCUAGGAACCUUAUUGUUAGAUGGGCAUGGGUAUGAGUUUAUAAUGAGAUGAAUGCAUAAAAAAAUUAAGGGGUGAGAAGGAUGCAUUUUAAGGUUCGUUUGUUCAACGAUUAAAGUCCUACGUGAUCUGAGUUCAGACCGGAGAAACCCAGGUCGGUUUCUAUCUAUAUAAUUACUUCUCCCAGUACGAAAGGACAAGAGAAUUAAGGCCAACAUUAUAAACAAGCCUUACAACUAACUAAUGAACCUAUCUUAAUUAGUUAGUGCAAGUUUUUAUUACUCUAGAAAAGAGUUAUUAAGGUGGCAGAGCAGGUAAUUGCAUAAAACUUAAGCCUUUAUUAUCAGAGGUUCAACCCCUCUCCUUAAUACAUGUUCCUAGUCAACCUACUAAUUUAUAUUAUUCCCAUUCUACUAGCAGUAGCUUUUUUUAACAUUAAUUGAACGAAAAGUUCUAGGUUACAUACAACUCCGAAAAGGCCCUAACGUCAUCGGACCAUACGGUAUUCUACAACCAUUUGCAGACGCGGUUAAACUAUUUACAAAAGAACCACUCUGACCUCUAACAUCAUCAGUUUCAAUAUUUAUUAUUGCACCUAUUCUAGCUUUAACCUUAGCCCUAACAAUCUGAACCCCCUUACCUAUACCCCACACCCUAAUUGACUUAAACCUAGGACUUUUAUUUAUCCUAGCCCUAUCAGGAUUGUCUGUUUACUCAAUCCUAUGGUCAGGAUGAGCAUCAAAUUCUAAAUAUGCACUCAUUGGAGCCUUACGAGCUGUAGCCCAAACAAUUUCAUAUGAAGUCACAUUAGCAAUUAUCUUACUUUCAAUUAUACUAAGUAAUGGCUCCUUUACCUUAAAAAAAUUUAAUAAUUACCCAAGAAAAUUUAUGGUUAAUUAUAACCGCAUGGCCCCUAACUAUAAUAUGAUAUAUCUCCACAUCAGCCGAAACAAACCGAGCUCCUUUUGACCUAACAGAAGGAGAAUCAGAAUUAGUAUCAGGCUUUAAUGUUGAAUAUGCCGCAGGACCAUUUGCUAUAUUUUUCCUAGCAGAAUAUGCAAAUAUCAUAGCAAUAAAUGCCAUAACAACAAUUCUUUUUCUUGGUCCCUCACUAAACCACAAUUAUCCACAUAUUAGUACUACUAAUUUUAUAUUUAAAACAAUAUUAUUAACAUCAGCCUUUUUAUGAGUAGGAGUAUCAUACCCUCGCUUUCGAUAUGAUCAAUUAAUGUACUUACUAUGAAAAAGCUUGCUACCAAGCACCCUAGCACUAUGUUUAAUGUUUAUUUCUAUUCCAAUCGCACUAUCAAGCAUCCCACCACAAAUAUAAGAAAUAUGUCUGACAAAAGAAUUAUCUUGAUAGGAUAAAUUAUAGGGGUUUAAACUCCCUUAUUUCCAGAACAAUAGGAAUCGAACCUACAUUCAAGAACUCAAAAUUCUACAUUCUAGUAAGGUCAGCUAAAUAAGUUAUCGGGCCCAUACCCCGAAAAUGUUGGUUUAUACCCUUCCCAUAUUAAUGUCCCCCUAUGUAUUAACCAUUGUUUCGCUCAGCUUAUUAACAGGAACUUCAGUAACUCUAAUUAGCAAUCACUGGUUAACUGCCUGAGUAGGCCUAGAAAUUAAUACACUAGCUAUUAUUCCAUUAAUAACUUACCCCCACCACACAUGAAAUACAGAAUCAGCUAUUAAAUAUUUCAUAACCCAAGCUAUAGCUUCAAUAAUCCUAAUAUUUUCUAUUAUUUAUAAUGCAUCCUUUACUAACCAAUGAACCAUUAGUCAUAUACCCAAUCAAUGAGCUUCACUACUAAUAACCCUAGCCCUAGCAAUAAAACUAGGGUUAGCUCCAUUUCACUUUUGAGUGCCAGAAGUUACACAAGGAAUUCCACUCCUAUCUGGCAUAAUACUCCUAACAUGACAAAAAAUUGCUCCUAUCUCAAUUAUAUAUCAGAUUUCACCCUCACUAAAUAUAUAUGUAUUAAUAAUUUUAAGCAUCCUAUCAACACUCCUAGGAGGCUGAGGGGGAUUGAAUCAGACACACCUACGAAAAAUAUUAGCAUACUCAUCAAUUGCUCACAUAGGAUGAAUAACCAUUAUUAUCAUAAUUUACCCCACACUUACUAUAUUAAACUUAUUAAUUUAUUUUACUACAACUAUUACUAUGUUCCUUAUACUUAACCAUUCAUCAAUAACUAAAAUUAAUUCACUGUCAACCCUAUGGAACAAAUCCACCCCUAUAAUUAUUAUUAUCAUACUAACUCUUCUAUCCUUAGGAGGACUACCCCCAUUAACAGGUUUUAUACCUAAACUUUCUAGCAGUUUAUUUUGUGAUGACAAAGAACUGGAAAUUGAGGGGAUGCCCAUCAAUUGAGUAAUAAAUGAAGUUUUGGUAUAAUGAUUAUGACUAUACUGUUGUGCUAUAAGAAACGAUGAGAAUACAAAAACUUUUUAAUUUGAUGUAUUUAUUUUGCAUUUUGUAACUCUUUCUAAGUAUUGCUUGGUUUUGAAGUCUUUCCCUUCCCAAAGGUUUGACAUGUAUGCUAUUCUGUGUUCGCCUAAUUUUCUUAUAGUUUCCUUCUUUAUGUUUAUCUUCUGCUUGUGGAUAGUGUUUUUUAGAUCCCUACAGAUUGUUCAGGGACAUUACACCGCCACUAAAGGAGAAGUCCAUUACGUUCGAUUAUACUACAGUGUGUUUGUCUCUGUGUACAAUGUUCUCCUGGUUCUGCUCCUCUCGCUCUGCAUCACUUCCUGGAGGUUGUUCCAGUCUCCAUGGAAUUCCUCCACUUUAUUAUUCCUUUUUGCACAAUAGUAUUCCAUCACCAACAUAUACCACAAUUUGCUCAGCCAUUCCCCAAUUGAUGGGCAUCCCCUCGUUUUCCAAUUUUUGGCCACCACAAAGAGCGCAACUAUGAAUAUUUUUGUACAAGUCUUUUUGUCCAUUAUCUCUUUGGGGUACAAGCCCAGCAGUGCUAUGGCUGGGUCAAAGGGUAGAUAUUCUUUUAUGGCCCUUUGUGCAUAGUUCCAAAUUGCCCUCCAGAAUGGUUGGAUCAAUUCACAACUCCACCAGCAAUGAAUUAAUGUCCCUACUUUGCCACAUCCGCUCCAGCAUUCAUUACUUUCCUUUGCUAUCAUGUUAACCAAUCUGCUACAUCCAAGACAAUUCUGAAGGACCCUAGAUAAAAAAUGCUACUUCCAAAGAAAACUGAUGGAGUCUGAAUGCAGAUCAAAGUCUUCCUUGAUUAGAUUUGCUUUUGUCGGGUCUUGGAAUGCAGGAGGGAAAAGAAUGCCUCAAAUUCUCUUCAACUGGAGACUCAAAUCAUGUUACUUCAAGAAGCAUUUCUGAAUCAGUUCUCAUUUAUAAAACACCUACUAAGGGCCAGGCAGUAGACUAAGUGCUAAGGAUUAAAAAAAAAAAGAAUGAAAUGAUUAUUCCCUGGAGGAGCUUGCAUUCUAAUGGUUUAAGUCAAUAAGCAUUUGUUAAGCAUCUGAGACCCCAAGAAAUAGUAGUUGCUGGAGAUAUCAGGCAUUGAUUGAAAACAAAAACCGGAAACAACUUGCAAAUACUAAAUUUCCUCAAAUCCCAGCAUGCCCACAUCUGCAUUUCCAUUUCUACUAUUAAGGUCUUAGGUCUCAGAAUGGCUUAUUAAGUCCUGCAGGAGAAGUGAGAGCAAAAAUAGGGGGCCUGUCGAGGAGCCUCUAGAAGUUUUACUUCUAAAAUUUGAAAUAUAGGAAUGAUGAAACAAUGGCUGAGGCACUUCCCAGAUACAGCUUAUAGGCUUCUAAAAGGUCUAGCUCAGAAAUUUCCUUAUUUCAAUUUGUGGAGCUCCUGAAAGGCUUCUGGGGUCAACAUGAGUUGUAGGUGCUGAUUAAGCAACAAAUCUGGACCCAGAGCCAUAAACAAGUCCAGUCUCGAAGCUACACAGGACAAUUGAGAGUUUCCAACAAAGCAAUCUGGUUUUCCCACAGGUUCUAGAUAUGCUUCAAGAAGAUGUCCACAAAGGCAUGUGAAACCUCAACAGCAUCAUCGUAGAGUCAGGCUGGCUCCAGAGCUCCCUCCUGAAUUUCACAGGUUGGGUUUUCCAUAUGAUAUCUCAGAAAUGAGGCAAGUCUAAGCAGGGGCUUUCUAAAGGUAUCAGAAAUAGAUCCAAGCUUCAAUCUUCCACAGUGAUAGUAUUCACAAGGCUCUUCUCCAGCCAGAGUUGUUUUCUGGUAAAAAGCAAAGGGAAUGUUGGCUCUACGGUUUCCCCAUCAAUUAUUGGGAAGACUACUACAAAUGAUCUCAUGUAACCUUGUGCUCUAGGCCUUUCCAUCUCCUUUCCCUUUGAGAUUUGAUUGAUUAAUAUUUUCUUCUUUAUGCUGGAAAGGAGAUAAACAACUUUCUCCUUCCAGACUGAAUCCUUUUGGUGACAGACAAAUAAGGAAACCAAAUCAGAGACAGUGAAUGCAAUUUCAUGGGCACAUCUGUCAGUGAAGAUAACCUACCCUGGGAGUCAAGUCUUCUGAUCCUCUAGGGAAGAGGGAGGCCUGAGACAGCCACUGUUUGAUAAAAUUGCUCAGAGAUCUACUUGUGUCAGUCUUCCUAUUGACACUACUGGAAUCACUGAGUAUGAAUAAUAUAAACUGUAUGUGGUUCUACUGGCUCCAUCCAUUUCUUGCUAGAUGGGUACAAUGAGAAAAAAUUGGACCUUCACCCUAUUUGAAUAGCCCUCUGCCCCUCCUUAAUCAAUGAUUUUACCCCUAGAUUCAUUGCUAAUCAAUAUAAUCCAGUUUAAAGCCAUUCCAUAAGGGGACUGAUUAUUUCUUGUGUAUUAAAAGUCAUUAUUGUACAAUGAGUCAGUUAAGGAUAAUCAACUAAUCCCAAUAUGUAACAGAGUUAAGAAUAAUUAGAGUAGGUUAAAUAGAUCCUAUCUUAUAGUAGAUUGUCAACUUGUCAUUACCAUGUACUUCACUGAGCACAAGAGUGUCCUAACUAGAGGACCUCCAUCGAUGUGGCCUGAUGACUAAGUAGGCAAGGAAGACCCCCAAAACUCCAGCCUGGAUGGUCUGAGUACUGUAGGAUAGAAAUGUUCUAAUGGGUUGGAAGGUCCCUGCAAAAUGUAAAAUGUCCCCUUGUUAGGAGUCUGUUGGCCAACAUUUAGGUGGGAUUCUGUCUUCUCUGUACAUACAUUUGUAAGUCUAUUACUCAACAAUAGAGGUGGAGAUCUACUAGACCUUUACUCUGUGAACCCCAAAGUGACUGUGGGACCCCCAAGGAGAUUCUGUACUUUGUACUGUCCCAUCUGAACUGUCUGGGAUUUAAGGAUUAUAAAACAAGACUCUGAACACGAAGUGGUCUCAGAUAGUGGCCAGGUCCCUUUAAUAAAUAGUAAUUGACUCAGAGCUCUGCCUCAGUGACUUUAUUUAUAGGUUAGAUCAUUUCUGGAAUUACAUUAUGGUUACCCCAGAUAGGAUGAUGAGGUGUGAACCUUCCCUAGAUGCUAUACCCCAUUCCUUAAGGUACUCCUCCCCCUUUAAAAAAUAGGAAGCUAGUACCUGGAUGAAUUUUCACCAUUGGCUCAUCUGCCAACAAAGACUUGGGUUGGUGGGACCAUCUAUUGUUCCUACCCAAAUUCUCCAAGCUUAAGAUGUCUCCCCAAGGCUACGGAUUGGUGAAUUUACCUGAAAUCACCCCCCCACAACACCCCACAAAUUUAAAAGGGUAAAAGGUCCCAAUUGUAUUAAAAGUGACUAUUUGGGUGUAUGACUAAAUUAUGUGAAUUAACCAGCACUUAUUUAAAUUGCUUGAAUUAUUAGGCCAUAUUUUCUGCUUUUAAAGCCUAGGUUGAUUUUUUUCCUCCUUUUUUCUUAUCAGAGCUAGGGAGGUAUAACGGAAUCACUGCUACUGCCACUUUUUCAGCCUCCAACCAGGAAAACCAACAAACCAAAAAAUAUUUUAAGUUUCAAACAGAUUUUUUACUUUCUGGUGGUCAGGGAUGGAAGUUAUUUUUUUUUUAAGGAUAUAUACAUUUUAUUGCUUAUAAUAUUAAUAAAGUCAUUUUCAGUGAUAUUAGGGUUUCUGCUUCAGACACUGAAGACCUAAGUGGCUCAUCUGAGGCCCCCAAUGCCCCAUUUCAGGAAUUUGAAAUUGGAGAACUUUCUAAAAUAGUUCCCUGAAUCCUAAGAGUAUUAAUUAUAAUCCAGGACCCCAUAAUGAUGCACUCAGUACCUCCAGGAUUAGUGCACCAUCCUUCUAGUUAGAGAGAGGGAAUAAGAUAGGGGUACAAUCUUCAGAAGAGGAACCUCUAAGAC
This is a messenger RNA of Monodelphis domestica (gray short-tailed opossum), 11332 nucleotides long. Lineage: Eukaryota; Metazoa; Chordata; Mammalia; Didelphimorphia; Didelphidae. The record is from RefSeq and is a predicted model, not a curated record.